Phytophthora nicotianae INRA-310 is the source of this 3137-nucleotide messenger RNA. RefSeq lists its product as hypothetical. The transcript is spliced from 3 exons. Gene Ontology annotation, cellular component: intracellular membrane-bounded organelle; membrane. The coding region runs from base 1096 to 3054 and encodes 652 amino acids. Gene Ontology annotation, biological process: transmembrane transport; chloride transport. NCBI's taxonomy places the organism in Eukaryota, Oomycota, Peronosporomycetes, Peronosporales, Peronosporaceae. The record is from RefSeq and is a predicted model, not a curated record. Gene Ontology annotation, molecular function: voltage-gated chloride channel activity.
GGCAGAUGUUCCGCCCAAUGACGGCGCCUUUAGACAGUGUGUGUAGCUUCCUGCGUGCAUCCCUCAUCUCGCCGGUGCCGAUUCUUCUCGUCAGUCAUAUCCUCGUGCCAUAAGCAACCAAUCCCCCUGGACUCAGCGCAUAUUCCUCUCGCUCCAUACUAAUCCCCACAGCGCUGCAACGCCGAGUUGAGGGACAUUGACACAUUCGGAGGCAGAGAUGCUGUGGAAAAGCACCGACCUCGAGAGCCUCGACUAUGGUGCGACGCUACCAAUGUCACAAUGUGAUAAAUACGACUAACUUUGCGAAUUCUACAUUGGUGCAGACCUGUUCGAGAGCGUAGUGAAUAAAUCUGGCAUGGGGUACAAGUACCGUAAUGGCCAGGAGAAGAACCGACUCAUCUACGCGCGCUGGUUCCUUACGCUCGUCACAGGCGUCAUCACGGCGCUCGUGGCGGUCUUCAUGCUCUACUUCACAACGCUGCUCAUGUCGCUCAAGCAGCAUCUACUCGAAUACACCAUCCAUCACGAGCUGGCCAAAAACGUGCUCUUCGGCACCACGUUCUGGACCAUCUUGGCAUUUAACCUCGGACUUGUGGCAAUUGCCGCUACUGUCACGUCUUUCGGUGAACCAGUAGCUGCUGGCUCCGGUAUCUCGGAGGUCAAAACGACGCUUAACGGCAUGAAGAUUCCACGCAUGUUACGCUUACGAACAUUUUUCUGCAAAGUUAUCGGCACUGUCUGCUCCGUAGCUGGUGGUUUGCCAGUAGGAAAAGAAGGUCCUAUGAUUCACAGUGGUGCAAUCGUAGCUGCAGGUCUUUCUCAGGGCAAAUCAUCGACUCUGGGCUACGAUACAAGGUCAGCAGUGCUCUACGUGUGACCCGUACUGUCAAUCGCUAACUUUCGACGCUGUGUUGUAGCUUUUCCUACUUCGCAGGCUUCCGAAAUGAUAGAGAGAAGCGCGAUUUCGUAGCGUGUGGUGCUGCCGCUGGCGUUGCGUCGGCUUUCGGAGCUCCUAUCGGUGGCGUUUUGUUCGUAUUGGAGGAAGGCGCGUCGUUCUGGAACCAGACACUCACUUGGAGAACGUUAUUUUGCGCUAUGUCGGCUACAUUUACGCUGGCAUUUUUCCUCUCUGGAAUGAACGACAACCUGUCGUGGGGAACGCUUGGUAGCCAUACUGGCAGCUUCAGCUUCGGGCCAUUCACCUCCAGCACAUAUCAGAUAUGGGAGGUGCCUCUGUUCAUUCUCAUGGGUAUUGGUGGUGGCUUGCAAGGAGCAUUCUUCAACGGGUUUAACACCCGUCUAGCGAGGAUACGCUCUCGUUGGGUCCGUACACGUGGAGUGGCAUGGAUGGAGGCUUUAUUAAUGUCCGUUUUGAUCUCUUCGCUGCUGUUUUCGACACCUUUUUUGCUUGGUAAAUGUCAUGAUCUUCCUCAAGCCCGUGAAGACGUCGUGCAUCUUGCAGAUACUGCUGGAGCCGCUGGAGCGCCUAACAAAGCCUUCGUUUUUGGAAUGGAAAUGCUCAAGAAGAACGGCUCAGCGUGCAUAUGUGAGAGCUGUGCGAGCGUCUCUAUGAACGGUGCGGAGUGUUUCCAAGCCGACGAGACGGUGCAGUAUCCAUACAAGAAGGAAUUGCUGCGGUUUUACUGUCCAGAGGGCCAAUACAACGACUUAGCGUCGCUAAUGUUGACAGGAGGAGAAACUGCUAUCAAGCAUCUGUUCCAUGCUCCACCGGACUCUUUUGAUGUUCGUAACCUCGUGGUCUUCUGGUUUACGAUGCUAAUGCUGGCGUGUAUCACUUAUGGUCUCAAGAUUCCAAGUGGAUUGUUCGUACCGGCACUGCUUAUCGGUGCAGCCUAUGGACGACUGUGGACUCGUGUGAUUAAUUACUUUACAAGUCUGCAGCACUUGAAGGCUGUCGAUCCACGGACGUAUGGGCUGGUUGGAAGCUUAGCGAUGCUCGGUGGAGUGACGCGCAUGACCAUCUCGUUGACUGUCAUUAUCCUCGAAUGUACUGGCAACAUCGAGUUUGGUCUGCCGUUAAUUCUCACGUCGUUCUUUGCUCGCUGGGUGGGCAACUACUUUAACGAAGGUAUCUACGAUAUCCAUAUCCAUCUUCGUCACGUGCCGUUCCUGGACUGGAAUCCACCUCUACGUGGCUCAUUCUUGCGUGUUAAACACAUUAUGACUGCUAACCCGAAGACACUACGCACAGUUGAACGUGCAGGAGUUAUCUUCGAUCUACUUGUGAGUACAAAACACAACGCGUUCCCUGUCAUCGUGGAAGAUCCAACCUUCGGUAGCCGCUUCUUCGCAGGCGUUGUACUUCGGAAACAACUUAACGUGCUGUUGAGUCAUAACGACUUUAGCAUUGACAAGCCCAAGCCGUUCCAUCGCCAGCCGCAUCCUGCGUCCUCCCAACCUGACGUGACACCCACUGGCGGUCUCCGUUAUCGUCGCCCGAGAGACUUGGAAGCGAAUGAUACACCUCGCGUAGAUGAUAAACUACUGGAAUCGCCUUUUGCAAGCGAUUACUGCUUGUCGUAUCACGAUAUGGAGGCGCAUUACCCUCGAUAUCCGAUACCGAGUCCCAUGCAUCAGGAUUUCCGAGCUGCUGCUCGUGCUGGUCGUGUAGCCGGCGAUGAACUUUAUACGUUAUCAGAGGAAGAUCGAGCCAUGUGGGUAGACCUUACGCCAUACAUGAACCAGACGCCGUACUUGAUCCAGGAGGAGGCGCCGUUUGUACGCGCUUAUCGUCUUUUUCGCAGCGCCGGUCUCCGCCAUCUUGUCGUGGUGAAUCGCCAUAAUAAUGUGCGUGGUAUCAUCACACGGCGAGAGUUGGAGGAGGAGCAUUGCAGUCGCUGCUUCCGUCUGGCCAAGAAUAUUGAUACGGACGAUGUGUAUCCUCUCUCUGGUGCGCCACCGGUUGGUUUCUUCCGCAAGCUACGACGCACGGUGUCACGAACCGAACAGGUUAAGCGAGCACUGAGCAACUCGGUCCCAAUAGUGCGUGACAACGACGGUGACGGCACUGAAUUGCUUCCCCGUCAAGUGUGAAUAGUUAUCAACUUGAACAGGUGUCGGUUCAAGAUCACCUCUUUAAUCGAAUAGACUUUGAAUUUCACGUUAAUCUUUUUUUU